AUGGCUCCCGAAGAGGGAGAGGGUAAUUGCGUGGGCUACGCCGCGCACGACGCGAGCGGGGUGCUGGCGCCGUGGAGAUUCAAUCGCAGGGAGGUGGGGCGGAGGGACGUGAAGAUCCGCAUCACUCACUGCGGCGUAUGCCACAGCGACGUGCAUUUCACCCGCAAUGACUGGGGCUACUCCCUGUACCCCAUGGUCCCCGGGCACGAGAUCGUGGGGGUGGUGGAGGAGGUGGGAGCGCAAGUGAGCAAGGUAGCAGUGGAGCAGCGGGUGGGAGUGAUGGGCAUCAUGGGGUCGUGCGGUGAGUGCGAGGCGUGCAGGCAGCACGAGGAGCAGUUCUGCUCCAAGUGCCUCUUCACCUCCAACUCGGUGGACCCUCACUCGCCGUCCGGCGAGGCCACUUACGGCGGCUACUCCUCCUUCAUCGUCUUCGUUCUCUCCAUCCCUGCUGAGCUGGCGUCUGACGUGGCAGCCCCCCUGCUGUGCGCUGGCACCACGGUCUACUCGCCCAUGAUGCACUACGGCGCCAACAAGCAGGGCAUGCGCCUGGGGUUGGCAGGGCUGGGCGGGCUGGGCCACGUGGCAGUGCAGAUGGGGCGGGCGUUUGGCAUGCACGUCACUGUGCUGAGCAUACAGGCGCACCAAGAGAGGGACGCCAGUGAGCUGUUUGGGGCUGACAGGUUCAUUCUCACCACUGAUGCAGCCGCCAUGCAGUCAGUAGCGGGCUCACUGGAUGUGGUCAUCGACACGGUGCCGGUGCAGCAUGACCUGGGGCCCUUCCUCGACCUCCUCACAUUCAACGGAAAGCUGCUCGUGCUAGGCAUUCCUGUAGCCCCCUUCACUCUCCACGCCAGCCAGCUUGUGUUUGGUAAUUACACUGCUGCUUGA
Closterium sp. Naga37s-1 is the source of this 888-nucleotide messenger RNA. The record is from the annotation of a GenBank genome assembly. Lineage: Eukaryota; Viridiplantae; Streptophyta; Zygnematophyceae; Desmidiales; Closteriaceae.